AGAAAGUGACGGUUAAUUUUACUUAAAAAACAAUUGACGAUCAAUUCUUUUUUGCAGGUGUGAUUGUUGGUGCAUUUACUACUUUUAAAGUGUGUUUUAUUGUAAUAUAAGUAAAGAAACAGCGUUAUAAUGUUCAUAAAACAGAUUAUUAUAGAGGGUUUUAAGAGUUACCGAAACAAUACUGUUAUAGAAUCCUUCGAUAAACACAGUAAUGUUAUUGUUGGUCGAAACGGCGCCGGAAAAAGCAACAUUUUCUGUGCUAUCCAGUUGAUAUUUACUAAUGAAUACUCCAAUUUGAGAUCACAACAUAGGCAAAUGUUACUUCAUGAGAACUCUGAAGCACAAUUUACCAACGCAUAUGUUGAGAUUAUAUUUGAUAACACAGAUCGUCGUUUUCCG
This is a messenger RNA of Onthophagus taurus, 399 nucleotides long. The record is from RefSeq and is a predicted model, not a curated record. Lineage: Eukaryota; Metazoa; Arthropoda; Insecta; Coleoptera; Scarabaeidae.